Molecule: messenger RNA, 7068 nt
Organism: Rhipicephalus microplus (southern cattle tick)
Lineage: Eukaryota; Metazoa; Arthropoda; Arachnida; Ixodida; Ixodidae
Gene: Fancm
Product: FA complementation group M
Biological process (GO): double-strand break repair via synthesis-dependent strand annealing; interstrand cross-link repair
Molecular function (GO): four-way junction helicase activity; 3'-5' DNA helicase activity; ATP binding
Source: RefSeq, a predicted model, not a curated record
GCAAGUUGUGGCGCGUAAUCAACAGCAGGUCGAAACAAGUUCGCCGUCAGACGCGACAAAAAAGUUUUUACUUUCGCGAACUUUGUCAGCCGCGCUAAUCAACCCGCGACGGACCCACAUGAAGCAGGCGACGCUUCUCAAAGCUUGGCAUCCGAAAGGUUCCGCUGCGUCCGGGGUUCCGAAACCGAAGGACAAACCGCCGGACGACAUGGUCGAGCUGAGCGACGAGGAUGACGAGUUCUUGGUGCAAGCGAUGGACGAAACUCUCGCCGGUAACUCGACGUCCGCUUUUCGGGACGGCUCCUGUUCGAUGCAGAAGCCGCUCGAACAGCUCGAAGGGUUCGACGUCGUUGCCGGCCAGACUUGGGUCUACCCGACCAACUAUCCCGUGCGAAGUUAUCAGUUCAACAUCGUGCAGUCGGCCUUAUUCAAGAACACAAUGGUCAUCCUCCCCACUGGUUUGGGAAAGACUUUCAUAGCGGCUGUGGUCAUGUACAACUUUUACCGCUGGUACCCCACAGGCAAGAUCGUUUUCAUGGCGCCUACCAGGCCGCUCGUUGCUCAACAAAUCGAGGCGUGUUACAACAUAAUGGGCAUACCGUUGGAAGACACAAUGGAAAUGACAGGAACGGUGCCCGCUGGUCAGAGAGCUGAGGGGUGGCGGCAAAGACGGGUGUUCUUCCUAACCCCACAAGUGAUGAUGAACGACCUGCUGCGCAACGCCCUAAGACCGCACGACGUGAGGUGUUUGGUGAUCGAUGAAGCCCACAAAGCACUGGGCAGCUACUCCUACUGUCAGGUUGUGAAAGAAAUUAUUAAGGACAACAACCAGUUUAGGAUUCUUGCUUUGAGUGCUACACCAGGAACAGACGUAAAGGCUGUCCGCAAUGUCCUGGCAAACCUGAUGAUCUCCCACGUGGAGCUGAGGACAGAGGACUCCCUCGACAUCCAGGCAUUUACGCAGAAGAGGACAAUCGAGAUAGUGGUGCCUCUUGGGGAGGAAAUCGGUGAACUGAAGAACAAGUUCCUCGGGGUGAUCCGCAUGUACCUCGACCGACUGGACAGGGCCGGGGCCAUACCUCGGGUGAACCCCGAGUCUCUGGGGAAGUACCGCAUGCUGCUACUCAAGGAGGCUUUCCAGCAGAACCCGCCCAGUCGUCUGAGCUCCCGCGAGGUGGGCCAGCUGCAGGGGUACUUCUCCCUGCUCAUCAGCCUGUACCACGCGUACGAGCUACUGCUGGCUCACGGCAUGCAGCCGUUCUUCUACUUCCUCAAGGGCAUCGUGGAUGGUGAGAAGAGUCAGCCGCGUGUCCGCUACGAGCUGAUGCACAACGGCGAUUUCGAAGACCUCUACAAGCACCUGGAACAGCGCCUGGGGGUCUCUGAGGCUUCGGCCAAUGACACCCUCCACCCGACCGCCGCCGCCGCUGCAUCCUCGUUGUACGAGAAUGCUUUCUCGCAGAACACCCUUUCUGACGCUGCAAGCCGGGCAGCACAUAUCGUGGGUCACCCCAAGCUGGCAAAACUCGAGGAAAUCAUCCUGGAGCAUUUCAGAAACUUUGCGGGCAAUGGUGGAGGCACCCGUGUGAUGGUCUUCUCCCAGUACCGGGACAGUGUGAAAGAGAUCACGGCGCAGCUGAACCGGCACCAGUCGUUGGUCAAGGCCAUGAACUUUGUCGGCCAGCGAGCCGGCACAGCCAAGGGUUUCAGCCAGAAGGAGCAGCUCCUGGUUGUGAAAAAGUUCCGUGAGGGCGGCUACAACGUCCUGGUGUCGACGUGCGUUGGGGAGGAAGGUCUGGACAUCGGCGAGAUCGAUCUGAUUGUCUGCUUUGAUGCGCCCAAGAGCCCCAUUCGGCUGGUGCAGCGCAUGGGUCGUACGGGAAGGAAGCGCGAAGGGCGCAUCGUUGUGUUGCUAACCGAGGGCAAGGAAGAACAGGCCUACAAAGAAAGCAACUACAAGAAGCAGAACAUCCACCGUGCCAUCACCAGCGGAAGGCAGUUGGGCAACCUGUAUGAAGCCAGCCCCAGGAUGGUUCCGCGUGGCAUCAAUCCCGUCUGCCAUCGAAUGCACAUGACCGUGCCUGAAUACAGGAGUGCCAAGAAUGCAGCAACCUCUGGCAGAGGAACGCGCUCCAUUCUGAACUUCAUUACUGGCAAGCAACAAAAGAAGUCAAGUGCAGCGCUAAACAAACAGGAAGAACUCUACUACGAGGCUCACUACGAGGUGGCUCCAUCCACUGUCCCACUGCUGCCACCCGCUCCCGCGCGUUUUCUGAGCCUGCAGAAGUUUCAGGCAAAACAUAAAGAGACCGAAACAGUGAACAACUGUAAUAGGCCAAGACUGUCCUUGUCAAGCUGGACACCGUGGCAGUGCGAAGAGCAGCGAACUCAGUACGUGGCUCACUCGAGCAAGACGAAGCUGUACGUCGAGGUGAUGCGCUUCAUCGAGAACACACGUUUUGCCGACGAAGAACUCGACGCAUACAGCCUCGAACUGAAGCCCUUUCUCCAGAUGGAGUACGUUCUUUCAUCGGACGAAUGCCUUUCGCCCGAUCCCAAUUUAGUUGGUGCAGGCAGCAAAGACAGCAGCACGGGCAAAAAAGGUCCAAGAAAGAAGCUUACCAAGAAGGCUGACAGACGGGUUGUUGCAGACGACGUAAAGGAAGAGACGGACGAGAAAAAUUGCAAGGGUCCCAACAACAUGGCUUUAUCUGUGGUGAAACAGGAGGGACCUGAAGAUGCGGACAAGGUUGUGAAGAAGAAGAAGAGACGAGUCAUCACCGACUUCUUCCAGGACAAGUCGCAGUCACACGAUUCGUCGUCGUGCAUUUCGUUCGAAACUGACCUCUGCGAGAGGGUUGAAGAGAUGGAUUGUCAAGAAAAUGUAAAGGCAGAGGAAGAGUGCGUAGUGCUCGUUUCUUCGGGAACGCACGAUGUUGACAUGGAGAAUAGGGGAAACGCUGACCCAGCCGACUCAAGAGAAAAAGAGUUGGAGCCAGAUCUAGUUGAAGUUGAAAUUCAGACGCCACCGAGGCUGGACGUUGACGUGUUUCCCAGUCCGGGUCACGCGCUGCCGCCUGUUGAUGUAGCGAAAGUGGUGUUUGGACACGGCCAGGCGACUGACGACAAAACUGCAAAUAAGCUUGUUAUUGAUGUGACACAUGAUAGCAUGGAUAGCAGGGGUUGUGGAGGUGGGGCACCUGACAUGGAAUGUCAAAAGUCAGGGACCAGAACAAGGAGUUGUGAAAUGAAGUUUUCGAAACUGGAAGUUGAUAGCGACAUUGAAGAUUUUCUUGACGACGAAUGCUUCAAAGACGAAAAGGGCCUUAGUGGCGAUGACCACAGCAUUCAUGAGCAGCCUUCAAGUACUACUGAAAAGGCAUUACUAGAAGUUGACAAGGUGCACUCAAAGGUUGGUGAGAAGCAGACAGAAGCGUCAAGCCAAGCUGCUGUGGAAGCUUGGGACCUCAUUGGAGAUGUCAACAUGGACAGCUUCUGCAAUGAGCUGUUUAACUCUGACGCAGAUAUCCUUAGGGACAAUGUGUGUACAAAGGUGGAUGACAAGAAGAAGCCAGUCCCUAAACCGCCUGUGAUAUCGACUCGGGAUCCAACCUUGCUUUCGGAGUUGGGCAUACAUUCUGAAGAUUUGUUCGACACAAAGUGGGACCAGACAGCAGACAACACUGAUGCAUUGAAGCCCGGUGAUAAAGGAGCCAGGGCCUCUAGUCCGAUCAUAAUUUCGUCACAAAGGCUCGCACCACCCUCCCACUCCACACCAUCCCGAACAGUUCCAACAGGAAGCUUUGUCAACGCAGCAGUGUCUCCGAGGGAUCUGGAUAACGGUCCCGGUGGCAUUUGUGUGCCAUCCCCCAUUAGACGUGCUGUACCGGAGUGCAUGGAGAAUAGUGACUGGAACCUUCACAGUGAUAGUGACAUGGAGCUCUUCGAGAACGCUUCCGAUGGUCACGUUUCUGAUCAAAGCAUCAACUCCGGUGGGGAGGAAGGGUGUGACAACAUGGGAAUCACUGAGCUCUGCAACUUUAUCGAGGAGAACUCCGUUGUGGAAGAGGCACGAGACGAUCCUGUUUCUCGUCGCAGCCUGCUUGCGCAGAAGGUUUCCGGUUCUCCAACUGAAAAUGUGGAAACGAUAAAGCUUAUCGUUUCCUGCAAUGGCCCUCAGGAAACUGCGUCUUCCUCUGUAAACUUGAACAAUCGUUCCACUGUUGGGAACAAGCAGAGCAGUGGUGGAAAGAGCCUGUCGAUCAAACAGCUCUCGAAUUCUUGCAGAAGGGACUUGAAAGCGGAGAAGUCAUUCAAGGAGAGUUCUUCACGAUCAAUGGAAGUUGAAAGCAAGAGCAUUGCAAAAGUAGCCAAGGAUCCACUUUCAUUGCACACGAGUUCUGUUCGAGACCAGAGUACUGCCGCCAAGAGCUUGUCAGCCAUCCAGCAGGAUCCCGAUCAAAACCAAUCGUCCGCUUCAAAACGUCCUUCCUUUGAGAUCACCGUCGACUGGAGCGAUUUCGAUUCCAGCAGUGGCUCCGACGAACCUGUGGCAACGGCCAAGCCCUCAACGCAGUUGCAGAAGGGCAGAGCGUCACUCUCGUCGACCUUUGGUGCAGGUGGUAUGACGCAGUCUCGAAAUGUUCCCGUGGCUAUGGUCAAGCCCAUCAUGUGCAGCACAGCAACCAAGACCGUAGAUGUUAUCAGCUCUGGUGAUGACAGCCCAGUUCAAGUGAGAAGACGACCGUGUCAAAAGCGAAUUUUGUCCCAGUCGUCAACUGAGUCUGAAUCAUCGCCAAUUGCUAUGCGGAGACCUUCGGCCAGGUGCUUGGACGACAGUGACGACGACUUUCAAGCACUCACCUGCAGGAAGCAGCAGCAAACGCAGAAAAGGAGGCUGCAGAAAGUUAUCAAUAAAAAGGUUCCAGAAAAUGGUGCUGCUACACGGAAGAAGCCGCAGCAGAGCUCAAGGAAGAAGAGCAACUUCAUUGAACACGAAGCAGAUGUCUCGGCAGACAUAGUCAAUUCGUCCGACGAGUCGGAGAACAGCAGCCUUGAUCAUUUGGAUGAAAGCUUCAUCGAUGACCAGACUCAAGUGCCGAACAAGACCCUCUACCUCCAGACAGUUCGCAGCCCAGUAAAUCCUGCCAAGUUCAAAAUAGGCCACUCAAAUCAUGUUCGAUACUCUGAGGUGUUUUCGCAAGCCGUGUCCCAAGAUGAAGCCGACUACGAGCGAGACAGCUUUUGCGUGGGUAGUGAUGACUCCUCGGCCUUGCAUCGACUGAGUUCCUCAGCAUCUGACCAGCUCGAAGAAGAAGAAUCACCUGUGCGCAGCCGUGCGAAGACGAGGCAGCGCAAAAGGAGAAUUCAAAUAUCGUCUACCAGUGAAGAGGAAUCAUGCCGCACUAAAUACAUCUCGAAAAGCCAGAAAAUCGAGGUCGAUGACAGUCCGGUCAGCAGAAAACACCGAGGCGAGGAACUUGCCAAGCCAGCUUCGGAAGUUUUCAGGUGCGUCGCUGCCGCAACCGAGGUUUCAGGCUGCGCGUUAGCCAGUCUUCCAGGAAGCCUAACGUCUGCGUUGACGCCAGGAUCGGAAACCUCCCGAGUGUUGUCGAGGGAAGAGCGGCUUCGGCUUCAAAAAAUAAGGCAGGAAGAAUUUCGCAGGACGCAUAUGGCCAGUCUUCACAACAAAAGAAGCCUUUCGACAGACGUCUGUCAGUCGCCUAUAGAAGCCCAGGUUCAAAUCGACGAGACUAUCACAAUUAUAGUGGACACCAGAGAGAUAGCAUCAGGAACGGCCCUCGUGUCUGCGUUGCGUGCCUUCAAAGGCAUACAAGUGGAGGUCUUCUCCCUCGCGGCUGGAAGCCUUGUAGUGGGAAGGAGGUGCUGCAUACUGCGAAAGGCCCUGGCCGACUUUGGCAAUCCCCAGAACAACUCCCGCCUCGUGGCCGAAGUGAGGCACCUGUUCGAGCUGUACGACCGACCGUGCCUCAUCCUUGAGCGGCCACAGAGGGUCAAGCCUGGCGAACGACCAUUCAAGAGGACGAAGUACUUUGACAACAUGUUGAUGUUCCUGAACUCUACGCAUGCCAAGGUGUUCUUUUCGGAUUCUCAAGCAAACACGGCCGAAGUAGUUGUCGCCCUCGCCAAGAAAGAGUCCCAGAAGGGCAUGGCGCUUGCAUCACCCAAAUGCCUUCAGGGCAAGAAUCCCGUCGUGCAAUUCUACCUUGCAUUUCCGAAGGUCAGCUUGGCUACAGCAAUCAGCUUAACCACCGCAUAUCCCUCUGUGCGGAGUCUCGUGAAAAGUUCGGUGGAGGAGCUUCAAGAGCGAAUCAAAAUAUCCGAAAGCCGUGCCAAAGACAUUCUUGACUUUUGUAAAGCCUCCGCUAUCGUUUGAUUGGGAAGCCCAGGACGUUUUGUCUGCCAUAUACUGUACCAUAAAGAUUUUUUGUACUGCUUUAAUAUGCAUGUGUGUGUGUGUGUGUGUCGCCUUCAAAAUGACAUCUUGUAAAUUAAGACUGCUUUAUGUAACAUCCCACUUCACUUCUUUCAAUUUUCUGAGUUGGGAGAGCAUUCUGGAAGUUGAAAUAAAUGUGAUGUGCUUCAGGACUCGCAGAAGCCCGAAUGCGGCUCGCACGUUUAGUUUCGUAAGUGACUGAUGUGACUUUUUGACCAGCAUUACGCUUGGAACAGUUUCUAAUCAUGCAAAAUGUGAUACAACAGAUGAGUGACACUGUUUUACAGUACGAAGCCAGUAGUAUAGUUGAAGGUUUGUAGAAUGUAGCAAGGGCCUUAUGCUGCCAAAAGCCUAUGUAUCAAUUAUUCAUGCUAUACAGCACCCAGGAAAGAGCACAAUUUUAUUUUCUUUAAGUGUUACUGUUUUUAUACUUUGUAAAUAAACCAAUUAUAUGCUCAAAAUGUUAUCGUGCAGUCAGUGAGACUGAUGUCACCAUGUUGGCAAUAGCGGUAAUUGAAAUAAAACGGAAUAAGGUAACUCAGGAUAUCUGUGAUGUCUUGUAGUUCCCAUCUUGAUUUCUGAUGCAAUAAAAUGUUGUCCCCGUAACAACA